GACUCUUCCGAGACUUUCGCUCUUUCAGCGACGACCUGAGCUCUUGGAACACCUCUUUGGUGCGCGACAUGAGCUUUAUGUUCGCCGGGGCGACCAGUUUCAGCCAGCCCCUUGGGAAGUGGGACACCCGGCGGGUGAUCAACAUGAGCCACAUGUUCGCGAAUGCCCGUGCUUUCAACUCUCCCCUGAACAGCUGGAACACCUCCUCGGUUCGCGAUAUGAGCUGCCAAUUCUGUGGCGCCAGCUCUUUCAAUCGGCCAUUGCAGAGAUGGACCACAUCCUCAGUCAGGAGGAUGAAUGACAUGUUCGCCUUUGCUAGGCUAUUUAAUCAGAACAUUGACUCCUGGGAUACAUCGUCUGUCUUGGACAUGAGCGGAAUGUUCUCCUAUGCCAGUUCCUUCAACCAGUCCAUAAAUUCUUGGGACACCUCAGCGGUCAAGGACAUGAGCAAUAUGUUUUCACACGCAGCUGCCUUCAACCAGCCACUUCACCGAUGGAACACCACGUCGGUGCGCGACAUGAGCUAUAUGUUCAAGAUGGCGAAGGCUUUUCAACGUCGCAUAGGCACCUGGGAGACCUCUGCGGUGGAGGACAUGCAUGGCAUGUUCCAAUAUGCGGUCUCUUUCAACCAACCUCUCAGCCAGUGGGACACCGCGUCAGUCAAGGACAUGAUCAACAUGUUCUACAGGGCCAAGGCUUUCAACCAGCCACUGGCUAGCUGGAACGUCUCGUCUGUCUCGAAGCUCUCUGGCGCCUUCCGUGGCGCAGUCGACUUUGACCAGAGCCUCAGCACCUGGCAGCUGAGAAGCUUACAGUCAGGUCAAGAGGGCCUGCGGGCGCUGCUCUCGGAAACUCGCCUCUCUCCCUGCAGGGCACUGCUCACUUGGCAGUCCUGGCAUUCGACAACUUCUGCAGCGCCUUUCACGGACUUUCACCCUGGCUCUUGCCCAAGUUGUCGCUCAGCAUCUGCAUGUCCAGAUGAUCUCGUUUGCAUGGAGGGCCGCUGUUUGCCCAUCACCGCGGGCUUCUUGGAGCUCGGCACGGCCGAGUGGACCGGGACAAGGACUGGGCAGGUGUCGCUCGGCUUCGGGCCUUGUGCCAAGCUCUGCCAGGCCAACGAGAGCUGUUCAGGCUUCCUCCUGCGAGGGGACGACUGCGGCUUCCUCCAACAGCUUCAAUCGCCGCGCCGGCUCCGCGAGGAAGGCGAUGUCGCUGCCUUUUGGAAGGUGACCUGCGCACUGUUCCCCUGCUCUCGGAGAGAUGGGAUGGCCUCGAGUCUGGUGGCCGGCGCCGUCGAUGUGGCGACAUGCUGCGACUGUCCAGCCGCCCACCUGGUCAAG
Molecule: messenger RNA, 1340 nt
Organism: Symbiodinium necroappetens
Lineage: Eukaryota; Dinophyceae; Suessiales; Symbiodiniaceae
Source: the annotation of a GenBank genome assembly